This is a messenger RNA of Protopolystoma xenopodis, 650 nucleotides long. The record is from the annotation of a GenBank genome assembly. NCBI's taxonomy places the organism in Eukaryota, Metazoa, Platyhelminthes, Monogenea, Polystomatidea, Polystomatidae.
AAUUGAUGAUGCCAGCCGCAGACUUGCAGGAGGUCGGGGGCAAACAAAGGGUGCUGGGAGAAAGUGAUGAGUGUAGACAGUCACUCGAGGAGACUGGGGAGGAUGAGGAUGAGGAUGAGGUGGGAGACGAAAACGGGGCUGUAGAAGAGAGUGGAGAUGAGGAUCGAGGCGACGAAGAGGAGACUGAGAAGAGGGAGGAAAGAGAAGUGGCAGAAGGAGGAGAGGAUGAAGAUGAGGAUGAAGAGUUUGAGGAAGAGUGUAGUCUUUGGGGAGAUUACGACGACCAGAUUCCCUAUGCCUUUAGCGAUAGCAACAAUUUGGAGCAUAACCCUGGCAACAAAGGUCCGUCUCCGUUGGUCCAAACAGGCCAAAAGCAGGCAGAGGCCAAAUGGGGAAAUGUUAGUGACGAGAACUCAGGCAUAGAUCACGGCACGUACUAUUUAUCUGAGGACUUUCAACAGGUUCAAGGCGUACAAAGACGACUUCAGAACGGAGAACUCGUCUUCCGACUGGAAGACGAAUCCAGACCAGCCGAGAACGAUUUUGAGCCGAUGAAAUUUCGUUUACUCAAAUUUAAUCAGGUAAUUUAUGCUAAAAUGAAUCCUAAAAUGGCCAUCGCUGUCAAUCAAAUCGACCCACAUGGCACUUAG